ACUGCACCCAAGACUACCCACUUUGGGACACGUAUAAACAGGUACCAUCAUCACACAUAUCAUGCCAGAACAACAGACUAAGGAUAACGACACGAAGAUCACCCUGAUAGGUACCGGAACUAUUGGACUUUCCUUCGCUGCCUUCCACCUCACGCAUCUAGCUAGCCCUUCGCAACUCACAAUCUUCGACACUCGCACAGAUGUCGCCGAAUACGUGCAAGAAAAGCUACCACAGUUCUUUGAAGACCAAGACAAAUUGUCUCUUCCGGUCUUCUCCGAAAUAAGCAUCGCAAAGUCGCUGGAGGAAGCCGUGAAAAACGCCUCCAUCGUCCAAGAAUCAGGGCCAGAGAAGGCCCCCUUCAAGAUCAAUCUCUGGGCUGAAGUAGAAAAGCACGCGCCCAAAGAAGCCCUGCUAUGGAGCUCAACAUCCGGUAUCCCUGCGUCUCAGCAGACCUGCAAGAUGGAGGACUUGAGUCGCGUGCUAGUAGUACAUCCAUACAACCCACCACACAUCAUGCCCUUACUGGAGCUUGUGCCCUCGCCAGAAACCUCUGAAGAUGUCGUUAAGCGGACGCAGGAGUUCUGGCGCGCAAGAGGCCGCGUGCCCAUCCAUAUCAAGAAGGAAGCGACCGGCUUCGUAGCCAACAGAUUAGCCUUUGCGCUGCUGCGCGAGGCCGUCCACCUUGUCGACCAAGGCGUAGUGUCGGUGGAGGAGGUUGAUCAAAUCGUACAGACUUCUAUGGGUCCUCGAUGGGCGGUCGCAGGUCCUUUCAAAAGCUACCACGCAGGUGGAGGACCGGCGGGCCUUGAGGGGUUCUUCGAGAAUAUCGGAGGUACUGUGCAAGGCUGCUGGGCGGAUUCGGGAACGCCGAAUGUUGGAGACGGGUGGGAGGAGAAGAUUUUCAAAGAGGCAAAGGAGGCGUAUGGCACGGUUGAUGUGGGCGAGCGAGACAGGAUCACGCGGAGGUUGCUGCAAGUUUUGGAAGAAGAAAAGAGUAAGACUGGAGGUACAAAGUGAACGUCGAGGACCCUCCAAAUUACAAUCCUUCAGCACAAGCUUUCUGUUUUCCUUCUCAUUACUUUCAUCGCGACUUGGCCCUUUACCAACUCAGA
Boeremia exigua is the source of this 1113-nucleotide messenger RNA. RefSeq lists its product as uncharacterized. Gene Ontology annotation, molecular function: oxidoreductase activity, acting on the CH-OH group of donors, NAD or NADP as acceptor; NAD+ binding. The coding region runs from base 62 to 1018 and encodes 318 amino acids. Gene Ontology annotation, biological process: fatty acid metabolic process. NCBI's taxonomy places the organism in Eukaryota, Fungi, Ascomycota, Dothideomycetes, Pleosporales, Didymellaceae. The transcript has a single exon. The record is from RefSeq and is a predicted model, not a curated record.